Messenger RNA from Pelodiscus sinensis (Chinese soft-shelled turtle), 7295 nucleotides. NCBI's taxonomy places the organism in Eukaryota, Metazoa, Chordata, Testudines, Trionychidae. The record is from RefSeq and is a predicted model, not a curated record.
AGGACCCCCUUUGCAACUUCCACCCUCCAAACUUCAUUGGGAUCUCAGAGGUGGAAAUGAGAGGUUCAGAGGAUGUUGCAGCUGGAACAGUGUUACAGCGAUUGAUCCAGGAGCAGCUGAGGUAUGGCAAUCCAAAUGAGAAUAUGAAUCUGCUGGCAAUUCAGCACCAAGCCACAGGGAGUGCAGGACCAUCCAACAGCACUACAAGCACACUUUCUUCCACAGAAAAUCUUGCACAAGAAGACCCACAAAUGGUCCAGCAGUCAGCACGCCAGGAACCUCAGGGGCAAGAACAUCAGGUGGACAAUACUGUGAUGGAGAAACAGUCCAGGGCCACUCAGCCUCACCAGAACAAUGAAGAGCUACCAACUUAUGAAGAGGCAAAGGCCCAGUCCCAGUUUUUCAGGGGCCAGCAGCCAGGUGCUGUUGGCCCAAGUUUUUACAUUGCGGGAGUAUCCAGUCAGAAAUCAAGAACAGAAGGGAGACCAACUGUGAAUCGAGCCAACAGUGGGCAGGCUCAUAAAGAUGAAGCACUUAAAGAACUUAAGCAGGGUCAUGUCCGAUCUCUAAGUGAGAGGAUAAUGCAGCUGUCCUUGGAGAGAAAUGGUGCUAAGCAACACCCCCCUACCUCAGGGAGCAACAAAGGCUUCAAAGCUGGAGGACCCCCACCCACUCAGCCUUCUGGCAAAGGAACUGAUCCCAGAGGUCCUCCGCCUGAGUACCCCUACAAAGCCAAGCAGGUGGUGUCACCAGCCAGCAAGACUCAGGAACACGGGCUGUUUUAUAAUGACCAACAGUCGGGGAUGAUGCAGGAGAUUCUCAAACCCUCCUAUCCUGCUCCGCUGCCAGCAAGACCGGAAGCAGCAGUUGUCAGAUAUCAACCGCCCCCAGAGUAUGGGGUGACGAGUCGACAAUGUCCAUCCGCCUUUCCAUCGGUGCCAGUCCAGCAGCACAGUCCAAUGUCCUCCCAGGCCUCUUCCGUUAGCGGCCCACUGCAUUCAGCAUCUUUGCCACUGCUCCCAUCAGCUGUCCCCGCUCAGCCUCCACCUGCGACUCCACCCAGCCAGCAGCUCACGCCUGAUGCAUAUGCCAUUGUGGAGCGAGCGCAGCAAAUGGUGGAGAUGUUGUCGGAGGAGAAUCAUGUUCUGCGGCAGGAGCUGGAGGGAUACUACGAGAAGGCAGACAAACUUCAGAAGUUUGAAAUAGAAAUUCAGAGGAUUUCAGAAGCCUAUGAAGGCCUGGUCAAGACCACCACUAAGAGAGAGUCUCUGGACAAGGCUAUGAGAAACAAGCUUGAAGGAGAAAUUAGGAGACUUCAUGAUUUCAACAGGGAUCUCCGUGACCGACUGGAGACUGCCAAUAGGCAGCUAGCCAGCAGAGAAUUUGAUGGGCAUGAAGAUAAGGCAACAGAGGGCUUUUAUGCCUCUCAGAACAAAGAGCACUUGAAGGAGAGGGAGAAGCUGGAAAUGGAAUUGGCAGCCAUGCGCUCUGCCAGUGAGGAUCAGCGGAGACACAUUGAAAUCCUGGACCAGGCACUGAACAAUGCUCAGGCCAAGGUCAUCAAACUGGAAGAGGAGUUGCGUAAGAAGCAGGCCUAUGUUGAGAAAGUGGAGAAGCUGCAGCAGGCUCUGACCCAGCUCCAGGCAGCAUGUGAGAAACGGGAGCAGAUGGAGCGGCGAUUGCGCACGCGGCUGGAGAGGGAGCUGGAUUCUCUGAGGAUGCAGCAGAGACAGGGGAACUACCAGGCUGACAACCUGCCAGAACACAAUGCCCCGGCACUGAUGGAGUUAGUGCGGGAAAAGGAGGAGAGGAUUCUGGCUCUAGAAGCUGACAUGACCAAGUGGGAACAGAAAUAUCUAGAGGAGAGCACAUUCAGGCACUUUGCCAUGAAUGCAGCAGCCACAGCUGCAGCAGAGAGGGAUACAUCAGUCCUCAAUCACUCGCGGAAUGGCAGCUACAGUGAGAACUCCCUGGAGGUUCGAAUAUGGCAGGAAGAGGAGGAGAUUGUGCAAGCCAACCGGAGGUGUCAGGACAUGGAAUACACGAUAAAGAAUCUGCAUGCGAAAAUAAUCGAGAAAGAUGCCAUGAUCAAGGUCCUUCAGCAGCGUUUGCGAAAGGAUGCUGGGAAAACAGACAGCACAAGUUUACGGCCUGCUCGAUCGGUCCCAUCCAUUGCUGCAGCAACGGGGGCACACUCCCGCCAGACCUCUCUCACUAGCAAUCAAAUAGCUGAGGAAAAGAAGGAAGAGAAGACCUGGAAAGGAAGCAUAGGGUUGCUUUUAGGAAGGGAUCAUCAUGACCAUUCAUCAGUCCCUGCACUGCCUCCCCCACCACCUUCUUUGUCCUGUGCAGCCCCCUGCCUGCCAAUCAGCGUCUCCCAUGCUAAAACAGGCAGCAAAGACAGCAGCACUCAGACUGACAAAAGCUCUGAACUUUUCUGGCCAAACACUGCCUCUUUCCCAGGCAGAGGAAGGCUAAGCACCACCCCUUCAAACAGCCCUGCCCUGAGACACACGGGCACCAAAGGCACUAGAGAUAAACUAGAGAGCUCCCCCAGCCAUGGCAAGCUCUCUGAUAACAAAGGUCGAGUAAGCAGUUUGGUCCAGAAGCCUGAAUUUCCUGAUGCCGACAUGAUGGAAGUCCUCAUCUGAGGAAAGAGUAACCUUCCUCAGGAUUUUGUGCAGAUACUUUAAAGUCCAUGGAGGCCAAUGUUGUGCAAAUCUUAAACUAAACGUACAAAUCUCAAGAAAGUCUGAGAAAGAUUAAGUCUGGAAGGAGCCCAGAGGCUGAGAGGACUAAGUCUUUGAAUGACAGAGGGAAAAGAAAGAGAUGUAAAUGUGAAAUGAAGGAUUCUGAAGGUGGACAUGAAUGGCUGGAAUAUUCUGACAACAGAAGGUGAUAAAGAAAUGUAGAUUCACAAAGACAUGGUAAAGAAAAUAGGAACUGCAUUUGCUAUUGUAGAGAAAGGUAUCCUUUUACCAUUUAACCAUUUACAGGGGAUACUUUCACAGUAUUCUAUAGCUGUUUUGUUUUAUUCUCUAGCUACAACCAAGACAGAGACUAAAAUCCUGGUUCUGUUGAAGUCAGUAGAGGUUUGUGACUUGUCCAGAAGUUUACAUUUUCUCAAAUGUAGUCAUUAUUCAUAAUUGUUCACCAGAUAAUUUUAGUGAAAAAUUCUAGGUCUCUAGAUUGUGCACAAAGCAGUUUAAGUAUUUGUUUCAAGCCAUGUUGGUUUGUUUUGGCUAGGUCUUUCCUGAUUGGCUGAGUGCUGCUUUUGGGAUCAGGUUUCCAAAACAAAUAUUUGUGUUGUGCAAAUUCAAAACUUGCUCAAAACACUGUUGCCAUGAGCAUUUCUUUGUUAGAAUUUGCAUAGAAGUGUGUAAAUGGGGUAAAAGCCCUGUCAAAGCAAUUUCUUUUACAAAUUUGCUAACUAUUCAGGAAAAAAAUGUUGAGCAUAUUCCCUCAGCUCUAAUACCUAAAACUCAGACACAAAGCUGUUCAAGCAGCAAAUUGUACAUAUAUUCAAGUGCUACAUGUUUUUACUCAUGAAAGUUUGGAUUCAAUGGGCAUUCAAGAUGCUCAGCACCUUGCAGGGAACAACAUGGUGCCACCAUCAAUGUAUUCUCUGGUUUGUUAAAAUAAUGCUAUCGUAUUCUGCAGUUUCUGUCCAAACUGCUUCAGUAUUGUCAGUGGUGCAAAUUCUACCCUCCAGUUGUAAGUGAGGGUGAAUUUGAGCAUGGCAGGCGGCGUUUCAGGCCAGGGCUAUGUCAGUGUUUGGGGCCAAUUAGGCUACAUCUAGACAGCGGGGCUAUUUCAGGAUACCAGAAGUAUCCCAAAAUAGCUAUUCCAUGUCUUUAAACACGCCUGUUAUUUUGAAAUAAAUUUAGAAAUAACAAGCGCGCUGUUCCAGGGUCCCUGUAACCCUCGUUCCAUGAGGGUUAAGGGGCUUGUCAGAAUAGCACUUUAUUUCAAAAUUACCUCAAAAUAAACUAAGCAACUUGCGUAGCUUAUUUUGAGGUUAGGGUGCAUUGUAGAUACACCCUUACUGAGGAGGUUGAGAGGAAUGUGGAGAUUAUUGAUGGAUUCAGCCUCAUUCAUCCCGGUUUAUUACUUGAAAUUGAGAUCAGAAUCCAGCUCUUGGGUAUAUAUUAAAUAAUAACAAGAAAUUAAUCAAUACCCUAGGAAUGAGAAAUAAUAAAUGUACUCUCACUUGACAGUGGAUAUUCCAGGGCACAGGGCUCUACAGGAGUUAAUCCCCAAACAACAUAGCAUGGUUCAUUUUGUUGGUAAGAAUUCUACAGCAUUUCUUAGCUGCUUGUUAGGGAAGUUUACAUUAAUUUUAAGAGACAGACAGGUUGUGUAAAUGAAAAAGGAUGUUUCUGGACAUGCACAGAAACGUUUCUAAUCCUUUUCUCCUUCUCUUAAAGGGACCAAUCCUGCAGCCCUUAUAUAAGUAGCCAUUCCUCACAUGAGUUGAAGUUGCAGGACUGGGCUUGAAUUUUAAUUACAGCACAUGUAUGUGUGUAGAGAGAUGGAAGCUUUAGCAUUUUUUAAAUUCACCAGCUUAGGAUCCCUGAGGGAUAUUUUGGCGGUGAGUUUUAAUAUUUACAAAUGUAUAACCAUUACUGUCUGAUUCAGCAGUCCUUAGAAGUGACAUUCACCCCACAUGCAGAGAUACCAGCACAAGACCUAUGUCCUACUUCAACCCUCCAAAUAAGGCUUAAAUAGGACAAAAGUGGUACCUGUUUUAUGUAAACAGAUUCUUGCACUGGCUCUCUGCACAAGGGUGAAUUUCAUCCUCCAUGCUUCAUCCAAAAUUUGGUCAAAUCAAAACACAUUUUUGUAGACCAGGACUGUCAAAGAUCAAAGGAUCUUUGAGGGGUUUGUUGGUGCUGGAAUUCACCUUUUCAUCACUUGAGUUAUGGGGGCUGCUCAAAGAAAGGCCACAAGAAUUCUUUUUAUUUUCACUCAAACACAGCUGGGGAUUUUGUUAUUGUUGUUAAAAUUAAAAAUAAAUUGCAUCUGGGCAGAGCCCAAGUUUUGAAAAUGUUUCCCCAAAAGUGAGCAGGCAAAGGUAGAGAGGCAGCAUAAUCUCUUUGUUUUCCUGCUAAGCUGCCAUCUCUCUUCUCCACUUGUUUUCCCAAGAUGAAACAUUCCUCAUUUUAAAAAUUACCUUUCUUUGGUGGCAGUAAUUAAGCGGACACACCUCAUCAUGAAAUCUAACAGUCACACACAACUUGGCUUCUUCUAUUCCAAAGGCUCCUUUUUUGAAAAGAAGCCUUCCUGGAUCUUAGGACUCUGUUUUCCCCCUGAAGUGGGGAAUAAGGCGACCUUCUGAUGAGGGUGAUUUUGGAAGAAGCAGCUCUGCUGGUCAAAGAUUCAAAGUGUGCUAAGGCACCUCCUCCAUCUUUGAGGGCUCAGCACCUGCCCCGCUGGCAGUGGGGGCAGGCUUGGAGUAAAUCAGCCCCACUCCUGACUGUGUUUAUUUUCCCACAGUGGGGCUUAUUUGUUAAUAUUUUCCAACUAGGCUUUGGAGAAGGCCCAAGGAGUGCUCUUCCACCAAACCAAAGGCCACAAAGUCACAGCACAAUAAAAGGGGAAUACCUUUUCCUACCCUAUUACUGGGGCAGGGGGUGGCCUUGUUAUUGGCCUCGGGGUGCUGUUCAUCCCCUAAACAGGCAGUUAGGUAGCUUCCUUCCACUGUAGAAGGUGAGCACCAUCCACUGUGUAGGAGCCUUUCUUCAUGCUGCAGCUAGUCCUGUAGCAGUUAGUCUCUCACCAGUGGAGAGGUUUUUUAAGAUCUCAGGAAGCCCUUAACUGGAUUCAAGUGUCCAUAGUGGACCUGAGGUAACUCCUUUCUCGGGAAAAGGGUCUUUGUGAUUCUCGGGCUCAUCUAUCUGCCUUCCACCACUUUCAAGCUUUUCAGCCUGAUUUUGUCACAAAAAUCACAUAGUUAGAUACAUUCAUGUGUUCAAGGCUGACUUCGGGCCAUGUGGGGAACUCUUGCAAACACACUGAGCUCUUCUUACUGGCCACUAGUCUGUGGAGACUGCAGCCACUUUCAGCUCUGCUUCCACUGAAAACUUGUGCUCUGAAGGCCUGCAGGUGCCAAAAGCUAGCCAUGUAUCUGGUACAGCAUGGAGUUGUGCAUAGCAAAGCAAUUCCCCACCCCCGUUUGUUUGUUUGGUACCUAAACAAUGCUGUUACCUCUAAGCACUUACUUUUUUCUAUACCUAGAAAUACUAGCGCCUUCCUCUCUCUAAUGUUUGCACUUGUUAAACUAAGAAAUAAGGUAUGGUUUAAGUAUUAGCAGCUUUGUCUUGCAAAGCAAAUGUAUAAACAUAUAAACCUUUUGGAAGAUGUUACAUGGAAAAGGGAGUAAAAAUAAAACUAAUAGUGAUAAUUAUUUCACCAAAUGGACCUUGGACCUUUUCCAAGGAAUAAGGAUGCACAGAAGCUUUGUAAUCCUUUUGUUUGCUCGUAGUUUAUUGCUAGCUAUACUAUUUCCUUUCAGGUGGAAAUAUUUAAUAAAUGCUGUACAUAUAUACAACUAGUCAUCCAGCAAAAACAGUGUUCUGUUAACAUGCAUGAUGUUGUUGUUUUCACACAAUUGUAUCUCCUAGCAAUAUAACUUUGCUUCUUUUCGUCACUCUAGAAUACAGCUCCCCCUCUCUCUUUAUAUAUAUUUCCAGCAUUUCUUUAAGCAUCAGUUCCUCCAGUUUCAAUACCCAAAAGUGUGUUUACAAAUGAUGCUGCCCAGGAUUGUAGUCACUACAGAAAACUAUUUAUUUAGAUAGCUUUUGAAUUCAAGCUGAAAUAAACGUAGAGGGUAAUUCUUGCCAGCUUUUGUUAAGCUUGUGACAUUUUUCUUUUCAUGCAAAGGCAGGCAAUGGAUCUCCACCCAAAGUUAAAGUAUUAGUGGCAAUAUGCAUAAAGUACUAUUCUUAGUAAAUCAGUUCACCUAGCUUCAGCAAACAAGUGUAACUGCAUUGCUACUGUUCUCCCCAACUGCUUGAUUUGUAUUCUGCUUUGUGAAACUGUGCUGUAGCCAUUCCAGGUGACAUUGGUAACUGGUUGUAAAAUAUUGUCAUUUUCUAUUGUUGUUGGUUGUAUAGAAUGGUUGGUGUACAGUGUUGUACAGCUGGAAGGGGUGUUUGUACAUACAUGGGGAAAUGAAGACCAUUAUGUGUCACUUAUGGCAAAUAUUGAUAUUGUUGGUCAGCCAAAGAUUUUCCUAUUCUUUGCUGCUUAAACUUGUGCCUUAAUAUUGUAUAUAAUAAAUGUAUAAAAUCUUU